Messenger RNA from Geosmithia morbida, 552 nucleotides. RefSeq lists its product as uncharacterized. The transcript has a single exon. Lineage: Eukaryota; Fungi; Ascomycota; Sordariomycetes; Hypocreales; Bionectriaceae. The record is from RefSeq and is a predicted model, not a curated record. The coding region runs from base 1 to 552 and encodes 183 amino acids.
AUGGCACCGACAUCACUCAAACUUCGAGCCGACACACUCGUCCCUCAAUCCUACGCUCACCAAGGCUCAUCCCUCACCCCCGGCGCCGUGGCCGGCGUGGUCCUCGGAUCGGUGGCCGGCGUCAUCCUCAUCCUAGUGAUACUAUACUCCUGCCUCGGCUUCGGCCCGCGCGUCAUGUCCUCCGAACCCUCGGGGGCCUUCGUCCGUCGUCGUCAUGGCAGCCACGGCAGUCACCACCACCACCACAACCAGAGUCACCACCAUACCAGCGACAAGUACAAGUACAAGUAUAAGCGGACCAAGCACGGGCGUCGGUCGUCCGGUGCCUCACAUCAUCACCGACGCAGCGGAAGCGGUGCCGGUCCGAGGAUCGUCAGGGAGACGGUCAAUGUCCGCACGCAGGAUAGACGAUCGGCCGAUGGUGGUAGGCCGCGCGGAGGGGGUGCGCCGGACCCCAUCUAUGUUAGGAGACCCGGUGGUGAUUCGGUCGACGAUGAUGACGAUGAGGUUGUCGUCAUUGAGGAUCAUGGUCCUAGGAGGCCUAGGAGGUGA